Messenger RNA from Saccostrea cuccullata (small rock oyster), 1231 nucleotides. RefSeq lists its product as uncharacterized. Bases 98 to 1231 code for a protein of 377 amino acids. The transcript has 2 exons. The record is from RefSeq and is a predicted model, not a curated record. NCBI's taxonomy places the organism in Eukaryota, Metazoa, Mollusca, Bivalvia, Ostreida, Ostreidae.
CUAGGCCGGUUCGAUUUGCACCUUCCAGAAGACGAAAGAAUCAUAAUUUAACUUCCGGUUUCUCUUGUUAAAUCGAACAGUCAUCUUCUGAAUCAAUAUGUCGUCGAAACGAACUUUACUUAGCGCUGCAAUAAUUAUUGUUACUGAAGAUGAAGAUUUCGACAUUCCAGAUGAGGAUUUUUCAUUUGUUACACUGUAUGCAGCUUGCAAUACUAUACAGGAGCGAAGAAAACGAUAUAAAGUGGAACACUUUGUACAAGAUGUUGUUUCAAGAUAUUCCCUCGACACUUUCAAGACCUUCUUUCGUGUUUCCAAAGAUACAUUUGAAGCUAUUUUGGAAAAUAUUCAGCAUAUUCCAGAACUACUACCAAGAGAACCAGCAGCUGGAAGACCUCAAAUUUCCCAUGAAAAAGAUUUAUUGAUGAUGCUAUGGUAUUUAGGAUCACAAGAAACAAUAAGGUCUAUUGCAGAUCGAUUCAAUGUUUCCGAGUCUACAUUCCAUUCCCACAACAGAAGGAUGUUAGAUGUUUUUCAAAAAUACUUUCUUCAAAAGUUUGUGAUUUGGCCAGAUGAUGUGCAGACUGUAAAUGAUGGAUUUGAGCUGAAAAAGAACUUCCCUGGUGUGAUUGGAGCAAUAGAUUCAACACAUAUACGUAUAAAAACCCCUAGUGGACACUCAAAUGAUUAUUUCAAUAGGAAAAAGUUUCAUUCAGUUAUUCUCCAAGCAGUGUGCAGAGAAGAUAAACGAUUCACAGACCUAUUCUGUGGAUGGCCGGGCCGAGUGCAUGAUGCUCGUGUUUUUCAAAACUCUCCAUUGAGGCAAAGAGGCCCUAUUCUUUGUCGUCAGUGCCAUCUACUAGGUGAUGGGGCAUAUCCUUGCAAGCGGUGGCUGAUUACUCCAUACCGAAAUAGAGGCAAUCUUACUAGGGAUCAGAUUAAGUUCAAUCAAAUUUUAUCAAGCACCAGAGUAAUCAUUGAAAAUUCAUUCGGAUUGUUAAAAGGUAGAUUUCGGAGACUACAAUUUGUUGAAAUGAAUGACAUUUCUUAUAUUGUCAAGGCUAUCGUUACAGCUUGCAUUCUACAGAACAUUUGUAUCCUAAACCAAGAUGAACUUGACGAGCAUUUUGACAAUGACCCUCAACAGGUUCCAUUAAUUCAUCCAUUGUGUGAAAAUGAUGCAAAAGGUCAAUUAAAGAGACAAUUACUAACACGGCAAUUGGCCAAUAUUUAA